Molecule: messenger RNA, 225 nt
Organism: Thermochaetoides thermophila DSM 1495
Lineage: Eukaryota; Fungi; Ascomycota; Sordariomycetes; Sordariales; Chaetomiaceae
Exons: 1
Coding region: 1-225 (74 amino acids)
Source: RefSeq, a predicted model, not a curated record
AUGGUAGCCCUCAACGGGCGUCGCUUCGAUACCCUCAAGACAAUGACUCAAGCCGAGCUUUGCGAGUGCAUCCACUCCUCCCGGCUGCAGCAGCUCGCCAACAAUGCGGUCGGGCUCGCGCAAGCUGCGCUCGACGACGACGCGGCGAUCUUGCUUGGCAAAAGCCACCGCGAUCGCACAUCCGGCGACUCCAGCGCCGACUACAAGAACGUCAGAGGAUUUUGA